This is a messenger RNA of Westerdykella ornata, 1644 nucleotides long. RefSeq lists its product as uncharacterized. Bases 1 to 1644 code for a protein of 547 amino acids. The record is from RefSeq and is a predicted model, not a curated record. Lineage: Eukaryota; Fungi; Ascomycota; Dothideomycetes; Pleosporales; Sporormiaceae. The transcript is spliced from 2 exons.
AUGUACAUCGAUACGGAAGCUGCCAAUAGAGGCUUUAUCCUGCGUGUGGAGAAGUCGCCCUCGACUGGAGACCCAGUCACUUUAGAGGAUUCACCUCUUCUGACCUCGUUUGUCGGCCAGGACCCACCGCCCUCAUACCUCGAGGCCACCACGCCAAUAAAUUGGCACCCCAGACCAAGUCGAGAUGAAGCUGCGAGAUUGCUUUCUUACAAUGACGUGCGAACGCCAGUUCCUCCACUUAUUGAUCCUAUCGACGGCGUGUACAACGGGCCGACCUACCGAGGGCGAGGCUUGCGGGAACAUUGUUCAAGAGCUCGGAUACUAAAGUGGUUGGCCGCUCUCUUCAUGAUCAUUUUGUUUGCUGCUAUAAUAACAGUAGUAACUCGUGCAAAUCCAAAGCAACAGAACCAAUCCGUAAACGGCAUACCUGCCCAACAAGCCGCAGGUUCGCAAUCACAGAGUCCGAAAGACUUCCCAAUUCGUUGGUCAAGUCGUUGCGGGAAGCAAUACAACAUGAAGAGUGAAGAAUUCGACUUUGGAUCGCCUGGAGAUCUACUAAUUGAAGAAUUUCUGCAACCAGCGGGAGGACCCUUCAGGACAUUAGCUGGCUGGGUACAUGUAGCCCAAGCACCUGCCGACCAGGCACUCGGCACGAUUCGGGCCAAAAUAUCUUACGCCGCCUCCAAAUCCGUCAACAUAGAGAGCAUCAAGUCCGAAUUCUCUGCGACUCGCCUGAGAAUCGGAGAUUUCUCCACAUCAAAGCAAGUGGAUAGUACUCAGCGCCGGACGGCUUGCCUUGGGCUGUCGGUAGUGCUAUACGUCGCACCAGGUUCGAGGCUGGAAAACUUCCAUGUUCAUGCUACGCAUCUUGGCAUGCAAGUUCACCAUGGGGUCGGUCUCUCAGUAACCAAUACGACUUCCAUAUCCCUCACCACUGGUACAUUGGAUGCAUCUUCGCUCAUCUCCAGGGAGACCAAGCUGGAGACUAUAUCUGGUUCGAUCAGCGGCAAGUACGCACUCUUCGAUUUGAUCUGGAUCAGCACAAUCAGUGGCUCUGUCAACAUCAAUGUUGAACCGAUGGAGGGUGGAACGGAGGGGGCACCUGCAGUCUUCCAAGCACAAUCGUUGUCCGGGAGCAUCAGGGCCGAUUUUAAACGGGAGCGCAUACCAGCACGGGACUACCAGUUGUCUCUCAGUACCAAAGUGGGAUCGAUUGAUGGGACUUUUGUCCACGGUUCGAGAACAUUAUUUCAAUCGGUAGCCGGCAGCAUCACAGCAGAUAUCCUUCCUUUCAGUCCAGGAGACGACGAGACUACGAUCGAAACAGACUCGCGAUCUGGGGAGACCAAGGUCAAGAUACAGUCUCCUCAUGGCGAUCAACCACGCGGCCUGAACAGGCUCGUCAGCAACCACAAGACCAUAUCGGGCGCAAUAGACUUGACAUAUCCCCAAGAGUGGGAAGGCCACCUUGACGGCAGUGCGCUUAGCGGAGCGCUGCACCUCCAAGGCAAGGAUUUGGAGCUCCUCAAUGAGCUCGCAGAACCCGGCAAAAAUCAUGUAGAAGCGAAGAAGGGCAAAGGGACUAGCGAAUUGACCUUUACUACCAUCAGCGGAGCAUGUCAAGUCAAAGUUGGAAGGCUGUGA